AAUAUAAUCUACCUUAAAAAAAUGUCUUAUGAAUGUGUCACAAAACACAUUCAUGUAAACGUCAAAUUUAUUUUUACUGUUUGUCACUCAAGAAAUUUUUAUAUUAUUGUAUUAUUGGUAAUGUUUUUAACCCCGGAUAAGUAAGAUUGACAACGUCCCAUUCUUGGUAGAAUGACCGAAUCGGCAAAAUCAAGCGCCAGAGUUAAUACAAAACCCGUGAAUGUAUUUUAUGUUUGGUACGCCGAAUUGUGUCGCCGUUUAAAUAGCAGUCCAGCGCCAAUUGUUAAACCUACGAGGAAUAAGUGCAAAACGGUAUUGGAUUUUGUGGCAGAUAGACUAAAGUUGGAAGACUGGAGUCCAGUUAUAAAUGCUUUACGUCAUGAUACUAGUCUUCACGUCAUUAAUAUAAGAAGUAGAAUUAGUAAGUGUGCAUUUUUACAUGAUGUUGAUACAGAAGAAAAAGCAAAAAAAUUAAAACGAAAAUAUGGAACACUAUGGACGGCGUACAUACUUAAAAAUUUACUUAGGUCACUUUCUUGUUCCAUUAAGAAUACUCAAGUAUUGACUUGCUUGGAACUAGAUGGUUUACCAUUAUUUAGCGAAUAUCUUGAACCACUCUUGCAAGCCUUGAAAAAGAAUGGUACUGUAAAAUCAUUAUCAUUUUCAAAUUGUCCCAUUAAUGAUUUGGGAUGUGAAUUGGUAUGUUCGUAUUUAAGAUAUACACCUAACGUAGAAAUAGUUAAUUUAUCAGCAGUUGGUUUAACCCCAGUAAGUGGCAAACAUUUAGCAAAACUAAUUAAAUUUCAACAAAUUAAUAGAUAUUGUGAAAGUUGGCAUAGAUCUUUGAGGUAUGAGAACCCCAAUAGUACUACUAUGAGGGGUAUUAAAAGAAUAUCUUUAAACCGUAAUGAAGAACUCGGAGAUGAAGGCGUAUCUUAUAUAUUAAACGAACUUGAAGAUGAUUUGUGGAUAAAAGCAUUAGAUUUGCAAAAAUGUGGUAUAACUGAACAACUAGCAAACAAAAUUAUUGAUUUAUUAGCCUAUGCAAAAUCAUUAGAGAUAAUAGAUUUAAGACAAAAUGAAAAGGUAAACCCUCAAACAAUUAAUACAAUUUUCCAAAUACUAAAAGAUAAACAGUCUGAAGAUUUCGAACCCGAAUAUCAAUGGUGUAAUACUGCCCAAACUAUAUCGUUUAAUUCCCUUGGUAGUUCAUCUGACUUUUCAUUGACCGAUAACAAAUCCAUGCUAUCUGUUCACAAGAUGAAGUUAUCUGAAAGUAAAAACAAAAUUAAAGAAGAAAAUGAACGAGAUGCUAAAAGUGUACAUUCGCUUUGGCCAAGUUCUUCUCGAAAGAAUAUAAACGAAAAAAAUAAAAUAAGAAUAAACCCACAAGUUAUUUAUGAACCGACUAGACGAAAAAAAAUACUAGAGAUCAAAAAAUGUUUAAAUGAUUACAAAAAUGGAGAUAAUGUACAAGAUACAUUUAAAAAAGUCAAUAAUUUUAAAACAAUAGUAAGUCCAAUAGAAAAAUUCAAAUCUGGAAUAAAUUCCAAUUUAAUGCUGAAAAAUGUGGAAGCAAAUGGAGUGAAGCCUAAAAAGGAAAACUCCAAAAAAUCUCACAGAAUAAAUAAAAAAUCAAAAUUUCCAAUGGAAUAUAAUGGUACCGUAAAAACUAAGGAAAUUAAGAAGGAAUGUGAAAAAUUUGCUGAUAACAAUACUGAUGAUAUAUCACAGAAUAUUCAAGAGAAUGGAGUUCAGAAAAUUUUAGAAAGUAAAUUACUUAAAGCCAGUCAUGAUCAUAAAAAUGGUAUAAAUGGUAUUAAUCCUGCGAAUGGUUUUUGCGAUCCGUCAAACUUGUUUGAGAAAUUGAUGAAGAGUUGUACAGCCUUAGACGACACUGUUGAUGAAGAUGAAGGCCUUUUAAAUAUUUUGAAAGCUUCAGAACCUAAAAAUAAUGUUCGAGAGAUAUUAACUAGUCAAACAUCACUAAUACAUUGUAUGGACAAUCUUGAAAUAGAAAGGAGUAAUGAAAAAUAUAAAACUAAAACCAAUCACCCAAUGUAAAAUUUGUAAAGAUAUAUAUUAUAGACUUAAGUAUUUUACAUAUAUGUUUUUUACUAGUUAUACACUACCAGUGACAAAUUAAACAUUAUAUAAAAUGUA
Aethina tumida (small hive beetle) is the source of this 2163-nucleotide messenger RNA. RefSeq names its product protein Cep78 homolog. The transcript has a single exon. NCBI's taxonomy places the organism in Eukaryota, Metazoa, Arthropoda, Insecta, Coleoptera, Nitidulidae. Gene Ontology annotation, cellular component: centrosome. The record is from RefSeq and is a predicted model, not a curated record. Bases 172 to 2064 code for a protein of 630 amino acids.